AUGUUGACCUUCAGGAGAGCUUUGAUAGCUGCGGCUUUCUUCCUUACCAUGAUAUUUCUGGUAACACGAACGCACAAUCAACCUACAUCAAACAACAUAUUAUUACAAGAUACGAGUAUACCAAAAGCAGGAGAGAAGGAGGAAGCGGAUUCGGAAAAAAAGCCAGGCUCAUCAGCCUCGACAAAUGCGGUUCCAUCUACACCCAAAAAGAAUACUCAAGUCCCCCAAACACUAUUACAAGAUUUGUCAAGAGCGCCUUUACGAGAAAAGCUCGCAUAUCAAUUUCCAUACGACGUAGAGACGAAGUUUCCGGCAUACAUUUGGCAGACGUGGAAAUACACACCAGCAUCUGGAGAGUUUGGGGAAGCCUUUCGUCCUGCGGAAGCAAGUUGGUCGGAAAAGCACCCGGGAUUCGUACACGAAGUCAUCACCGACGAAGUCGCAGUCCAUUUGCUAAAGCAUCUAUAUGCUUCUGUGCCAGAAGUUUUAGAGGCUUACAAUUCCUUACCUAUGCCAGUUUUGAAAGCUGAUUUCUUCCGUUACCUAAUUCUGCUGGCCAGAGGUGGAAUUUACUCCGAUAUUGAUACCCACGCAUUGAAACCUGCCCCGGAAUGGCUUCCCGAGAGUGUGCCACGCGAAGCUAUUGGAUUAGUAGUUGGCAUUGAGGCAGAUCCAGAUCGUCCAGAUUGGCAAGAAUGGUACUCUAGAAGAAUUCAGUUUUGUCAAUGGACAAUUCAAGCAAAGCCUGGACAUCCUGUGCUCCGCGAGAUCGUUGCCAAUAUUACUGAACAGACUUUGGACAUGAAGAAACGUGGAACUCUCAAGAAAUUUGAUGAUAAGAAUGUUGUAACAUUCACCGGCCCCGCUUUGUGGACAGAUACUAUUUUCGACUUUUUGAACGAUGAGAAAUAUUUUGACAUGACGACAAGCAAGGGAAACAUCACAUGGAGAGAUUUCACAGGCAUUGUAUCAGCAAAGAAGGUUGGUGAUGUGGUUGUCUUGCCUAUUACGAGUUUCAGUCCUGGAGUUGGACAAAUGAAUGCAAACGAUUAUGAUGAUCCUAUGGCUUUUGUGAAGCACGACUUCGAAGGGUCGUGGAAGCCUGAGAACGAACGACAUGUCGGGGCGAAUUAA
Botrytis deweyae is the source of this 1134-nucleotide messenger RNA. RefSeq lists its product as uncharacterized. Gene Ontology annotation, cellular component: mannan polymerase complex. Bases 1 to 1134 code for a protein of 377 amino acids. The transcript has 2 exons. NCBI's taxonomy places the organism in Eukaryota, Fungi, Ascomycota, Leotiomycetes, Helotiales, Sclerotiniaceae. The record is from RefSeq and is a predicted model, not a curated record. Gene Ontology annotation, molecular function: alpha-1,6-mannosyltransferase activity. Gene Ontology annotation, biological process: protein N-linked glycosylation.